Messenger RNA from Monascus purpureus, 1240 nucleotides. The record is from the annotation of a GenBank genome assembly. Lineage: Eukaryota; Fungi; Ascomycota; Eurotiomycetes; Eurotiales; Aspergillaceae.
AUUCUUGUGCUCUUCACUACCUGUCAAUUGACACGAUGCGCGUAUAUACUAUCCUAUAUGUAGCGGUUCUCUGGUUACCAGCGAGAUCUACUCCUUCUCCCCAUUAAAGGGGAUGACCUUCCGCAUUGCCCUCCCUAGUGACACCUUUACCUCCAAUUCAGAAUCUGUCUACGUGCAGAUCCGAGCGCCCCUGACGUACGAAUGGGUCGCUCUAGGAGAGGGUUCGCAGAUGGCCGGUUCGAAUAUGUUCGUCCUCUACACAUCGUCUGCGAACAACAUCACACUCUCUCCUCGCCUGUCGACCGGUCAUUCCCAGCCAACUCUUAAUCCUGACGCCCAAAUUACCCUUCUUGGGGGCACCGGGGUGAUUGACGGAUACAUGGUCGCGAACGUACUCUGCGAGAACUGCACCAGCUGGAAGGGCGGAUCGCUUGAUUUAACCUCCCCAUCAACCAACUGGAUCUGGGCAUAUAAGAAAGGAAACCCCCUCGACUCAAACAACAAGGCAGCCGACAUUGCCCGGCAUGAUUCCACGGGCCGGCAGUCUGUCAAUAUGGCCCAGGCCAGAUUCACGUCGCUGAAUACAUCCAAUCCGUUCGCCGAAUAUAAUAGUACAACAACAGCCACAUCUACCCCUUUGGAUAACUCGGCUUCUUCGUCCUCCCUGCCAGCACACGGAUACAUCAUGGCCGCUGCGUUCGUGAUUCUCUUCCCAUUAUCCGCCGUUUCUCUUCACGUCAUCCCAUAUUCCAAAACCGUGCUACGGGUCCACGCACCACUGCAGAUGUGCGCACUGGCCCUAGCCAUCGCCGGAGCAGGUGUGGGUAUCUCCCUUGGCGUCGACACGGGCAAGAUGGACCAUUACCACUCCAUAAUCGGCCUCGUCGCCGUGGCAGGAUUACUCUUUUUCCAGCCAGCGAUGGGAAUCAUCCAGCACCUCCACUUCCGGAAGACGGACGGGAAGCUUUUCAUUUCACACAUCCACCGCUGGCUGGGACGAAUCAUGAUCGUUCUCGGAGUAGCUAAUGGUGGACUCGGUCUCCUUCUGAGCAGGAACAUGGGCCAUGGGGGAGAAAAUGGGGCUGUUGUUGCGUAUUCGGCUGUCGCUGGUAUUGUUGGGGCUUUUUAUGUUGGUGUACUUGGGUGGAGGAUUUUGAGCGGCAUCGAGAGGGAAGAGAAUAAGGAGAUGGGUGGUUCUGAUGCUGAUGAACAGCUUCGCGUGGAUAACCAGGCGAAGUAA